Gopherus evgoodei (Goodes thornscrub tortoise) is the source of this 1066-nucleotide messenger RNA. Its product is annotated as adhesion G protein-coupled receptor B2-like. NCBI's taxonomy places the organism in Eukaryota, Metazoa, Chordata, Testudines, Testudinidae. Gene Ontology annotation, cellular component: plasma membrane. The record is from RefSeq and is a predicted model, not a curated record. Gene Ontology annotation, molecular function: G protein-coupled receptor activity. Bases 437 to 1066 code for a protein of 209 amino acids. The transcript is spliced from 3 exons.
AGAGGUGGAGAGAAGGGAUUUAAUGGACAGUGCAUCAGAAGUGCAAGAGACACUAAACCUUCUGUGCAGCAUAAACAUCAAAAUGCGGUGGAGGAAUUUUGUUUAGAAGAGUGUUCUCUGGCUCCUGCUAGAGGCGACCAGAGAGAGGACACACUCAGCUCUGCAAGGGGCAAAUGACAUAGGAUGACCCCUGCUGGUCCCCCUCUUACUGUCUGUGAUAUCGUCUCUCUUGUGGCUAACGUGGGGCUUCGACCCAGCUCCCAGCGCCUGCUCAGCUCUGGCCUCCGGGGUUCUCUACGGCUCGUUCUCGCUCCAGGACCUCUUCCCCACCAUCGCCACCGGCUGCUCGUGGACCCUGGAGAACCCCGACCCCACCAAGUACUCCCUGUACCUCAAGUUCAACCGGGAGGAGCAGGUGUGCACCCACUUCUCCCCCAUGGUGCUGCCACUUGACCAUUACCUCGCCAACUACACCUGCGGCCCGCAGGGAGACGCGGGGCCGCCCCCCCGGGGCCAGGAGGACAGAGAGGAGGAAGGGGAGGCCCGACUGGAGCUGUGCCAGGGUGCCAGCCCCAUCACCUUCCUGCACUUCGACAAGAACUUUGUGCAGCUGUGCCUGGCCGCCGAGCCCGAGGCCGCGCCCCGGCUGCUGGCCCCCGACGCCCUGGAGUUCCGCUUCGUGGAGGUGCUGCUCAUCAACAACAACAACUCCAGCCAGUUCACCUGUGGGGUGCUGUGCCGCUGGUUCGAGGAGUGUCUGCGGCUGGGGGAGCGGGGGGCGCGGCGCUGCAGCCUCACCCAGGCGGGCUGCAGCUGCCAGGCCGAGGUCCCGCCGGUGCCCCGGCAAAACGAGACGCUCUCCAAUGCCCUGCCGUCUGCCGACGCCCCGGCCGCCACGAGCAGCAGCCAGUGCUGCGUGACCGAGCUGCAUUCUGGGAAUGCGAAUGAUUUAUACGCGUCAGAGAUUAAAUACGCUGAUUUCCCAUCCGUCUCUGCUGUGCUGAGACCUGCAUCCCACCACCUGGCUGAUGUGAGCUCCCAGUCCAGACCCAGCAGCCUCUCCUGA